AUGUCGCGUGACCAACGCCAGUAUGAAGUCGUCGUCUUUGGCGCAACCGGGUGAGCGGUCCAUCGACAUGUCAAUCUUGAAGGAGCCGGCUUGCUAACUCACUGCCUCGCGUCUCGAAGCUACACAGGAAAAUACACAGCAGAACAUGUAGCGACUCAACUGCCCACGGACCUGCGAUGGGCGAUUGCCGGUCGCUCGGAAGCCAAACUCAAGAGCGUAGCAGAGGAGCUUCGCCAGAUGAAUCCGGACCGGGUCGAACCAGGCAUUGAGCUCGCAAGCAUUGAUAAGGCCGACCUGGUUAGCCUCGCAAAGAAGACAAAGGUACUCAUCAGUGCUGUAGGGCCAUAUCACAAGUAUGGCGAAGCAGCAUUCCAAGCCUGUGCUGAGACGGGCACGCAUUACCUCGACUGUACAGGCGAGGUCCCAUGGGUAAGUGCCAUGGAGGGUGACCACGCGGCCAACAUGGAGCAAGAACAUGAAUCGGCAUAUGUGCUUUGAGCUUGGAAGCUUGGUUGUUCGACACGAUCUGGUUCUUGCCCGAGCGGACUGACAACGCAAGCACGGCCAACCAGACGAUUCGUGGUUGUGUGGGCCAUAAAGGAGUGUGCUAAUUGGUCUAGGUCUACGACAUGGUCGAGAAGUACGACGCUGUGGCAAAGAAGACUGGUGCCAUCAUGAUACCCCAGACCGGCGUCGAAAGUGCUAUUCCGGAUCUCAUGUGUUGGCUCUUGGUUUCGCACAUACGUCGUACUCUAUCUUGUGGUACUGCGGAAGUGGUGAGUACUCUGGAAAUGCGGUUUUCCGUCCACAGGAACAAGGGCUUACGUUGCCGUCUCAUAGCUUAACGCGAUCUAUGAGAUGAAAACAGCUCCCAGUGGGGGAACUCUUGACACCCUCCUGAGCUUGUUCGAGUCGUACAGCUUGUCGCACAUCGCGAAAACAAUGUCCCCCUUCUCACUCUGUACCACCACGCCACCGAAGCAAUCCCGCAGCCCACCAUUGACGGAGAAGCUUACGGGUAUGCGGACCGACGAAGAACUUGGCCUGCUCACCGAUAGUCUCUCCGGCACGACUGAUGCACCUAUCAUCAACCGAAGCUGGAGCCUUUUCGAGGGCGGCAGAUUCUACGGACCUAGAUUUCAGCUCUCCAGUUACAUGAAAGCCGACAAUGCAGUUUACGCAGUUAUUGUCCAUCUCGGAUUGACAUUGGGAGUAGCGGCGCUGAUCUUGCCGCCGGUCCGCUGGUUGAUCCGCCAAUUCAUCUAUCAACCCGGUGAAGGAACGCCUAGGGAGUACGUAUCGAGCCGGCGUCCUUCCCGGAGCUGUACACUGACGUUUGGUAGACAAGCGAAGAAAGAGCACUGCGAAUGGCGUGCGAUUGCCAACGCAGACGUGUCUGAUCCCCGGGAUCCGAAGAGAGCUUCUGGUCGAAUUCGAUGGGAGGGAAGCAUGUACCAUUUGACAGCGGUCGUCCUGGCAGAGGCUGCAAUAGUCCUUGCCCGCGAAAACGAGAAGUCAUUUGCACAGGAGCUUGGCGGCGGAGUGCUCACACCUGCGACGCUUGGUGCGUCAUAUUUGGAGCGCUUGCAAAAAGCCGGCUUGCAAGUUGAAGUCAAAACGCUGCCAUGA
Messenger RNA from Lecanosticta acicola, 1629 nucleotides. Lineage: Eukaryota; Fungi; Ascomycota; Dothideomycetes; Mycosphaerellales; Mycosphaerellaceae. The record is from the annotation of a GenBank genome assembly.